Messenger RNA from Suncus etruscus (white-toothed pygmy shrew), 3356 nucleotides. RefSeq names its product DNA replication helicase/nuclease 2 (gene DNA2). Gene Ontology annotation, cellular component: cytoplasm. The record is from RefSeq and is a predicted model, not a curated record. The transcript has 22 exons. Bases 1 to 3261 code for a protein of 1086 amino acids. NCBI's taxonomy places the organism in Eukaryota, Metazoa, Chordata, Mammalia, Eulipotyphla, Soricidae. Gene Ontology annotation, molecular function: 5'-flap endonuclease activity; single-stranded DNA helicase activity. Gene Ontology annotation, biological process: replication fork reversal.
AUGGCGGGAGAUUCGGAAGGAGAUUCGGAGGAGCCCAAGGGAGCGGGAAGCCUGAGUCGCCCUGUGCGGAGCCAGCUGCUCCCUGGGGCCUCGCUGUGCUGGACUCAGGCCACUUUAUUAAGUAGUUUUGUUGCUGUUUGCUUUAGAUUUCAGAAGACACUUGUGGACUCGUCCCCUUCUAAAAUUGUUCUGAGCCGAGGCAAGGACAAUCGCUUUCUGGUUCUAGCCGUCGAUGCUUUGCAGCGCGAAGGAGACCUCGAGAAGCACUUGACCAUCACAGCUUCCCAAUCGCUGCAGAACCGAGAAUUGUGCAUCCUGAGGAACAGCUGGUGCUCUAUGCCAGUGGCGCCAGGGGACGUCAUCCACUUGGAGGGAGGCUGCACCUCGAACACCUGGAUAAUCGACGACGAUGCGGGAUAUCUCAUUCUCUACCCGGACACGUUCAUCUCUGGUACAAGCAUAGCCAGUAGUAUCCGAUGUUUGCGACGGGCUGUCUUGAGUGAGAUCUUCAGGAGCUCCGAUCUGGUCACACGCCAAAUGCUGAUUGGUACGGUUCUCCACGAAGUUUUUCAGAAAGCCAUAUGUGAUACCUUUGCACCGGAAAAGCUCCAAGAACUGGCUUUUCAAACUGUACAAGAAAUUAGACACCUGAAGGAAAUGUACCGCUUACACCUUAAUGAAGAUGCGGUCAAGCAGGAGGUCGAGGAAUACCUUCCUUCGUUCUCCAAGUGGGCAGAGGACUUCAUGCGUAAAGAUUCUGCAGCUGAUUUUCCGCAGAUGAGGCUCUCCCUGCCAAGCGAUGGCAAUAACAAUAAUCCAACAUGUAAUAUUGAAGUGAUAAACUCACUGGAUAUCGAAGAAAGCAUCUGGUCCCCUAGGUUCGGACUGAAGGGCAAAAUAGAUGUUACGGUUGGGGUGAAAAUACACCGAGGAGGCAAAGCGAAAUAUAAGAUAAUGCCCCUGGAGCUGAAAACCGGCAAAGAGUCAAACUCUAUUGAACAUCGGAGUCAGCUUGUCCUGUACACGCUGCUGAGCCAGGAGAGAAGAGCUGACCCAGAGGCCGGCCUGCUCCUCUACCUCAAGACAGGCCAGAUGUACCCCGUGCCCGCCAAGCACUUGGACAAGCGAGAAUUAUUGAAGCUCCGAAACCAGAUAGCUUUCUCUUUGUCCCACCGUGUCAGCAAAUCUGCGGCUGGACCGGAGGAGACAGCGCUUGCCCCUUUGCCGGAAGUAAUCGAGGAGCAGCAGACGUGCAAAUACUGCUCCCAGGCGGGCAACUGUGCCCUCUACAGCAGAGCUAUUGAGCGAUCCAUAGAGACUAUGCCAAUGCCUGCUAACGUGCUGUCCAGAGUGGAGGAAGAAACUCGGCAUCUGAAGCUCUCCCACCUGGAGUAUUUCCGCCGCUGGUGUCUCAUGUUAACCCUGGAGUCACAGUCGAAGGACAGUAACAAGAAUCACCAGAAUAUUUGGCUGACGCCUGCCUCGGUAUCGGAGAAGAGUGGCAGCUGCAUAGGGAACCUGCAGAGGAGGGACCGGGCUAAGGCCGUCGGGGCCGGACAGUAUUUGCAUCAGUUUCGCCGUCGAGACGGCGCAAUGCCCGCCACAAACCUCAUGGCUGGGGACAGAGUCCUCUUAAGCGGCGAAGACAGAACUCUGUUUGCCUUGUCCAAGGGCUAUGUUAAGGAGAUCAGCACCACCUCAGUAACCUGCGUGCUGGACAGAAACUUGUCAGCACUUCCCGAAUCCACUUGGUUCAGAAUGGACCAAGAGGAGAAGAAUUGUGAUAUAUACACACCGUUGGGGAAUCUUUCUAAAUUGAUGGAAAAUACUUCUGUGAGCCAAAAGCUUCGAGAGUUAAUCAUCGACUUUCAGGAGCCCCAGUUUAUAUCCUACCUCAGUUCUGUGCUCCCCCAUGAUGCAAAGGACACGGUUGCCAACAUUCUGAAGGGUCUGAAUAAACCUCAGAGGCAAGCGAUGAAGCGGGUCCUUCUUUCUAAAGACUACACGCUCAUUGUGGGCAUGCCUGGCACUGGAAAGACCACCACCAUCUGUACUCUUGUCAGAAUUCUCUCUGCCUGCGGCUUCAGCGUUCUGCUCACCAGCUACACCCACUCGGCCGUGGACAACAUUCUCCUGAAGUUAGCCAAGUUUAAGAUCGGGUUCUUGCGCCUGGGCCAGGCACAGAAGGUCCACCCCGACAUCCGGAGGUUCACCGAGGAAGAAGUGUGCGGGUCCAAGGGCGUCCGGUCCCUGGCCGAGCUGGAAGAACUCUACGGCAGUCUGCUUAUCGUUGCCACGACGUGUAUGGGAGUGAACCAUCCCAUCUUUUCUCGGAAGACCUUUGAUUUCUGUAUUGUGGAUGAGGCCUCUCAAAUUAGCCAGCCCAUCUGCCUGGGCCCCCUUUUCUUUUCUAAGAGGUUCGUCCUGGUGGGGGACCAUCAGCAGCUCCCUCCCCUCGUGCUAAACCGUGAAGCCAGGGACCUCGGCAUGAGCGAAAGCUUAUUCAAGAGGCUGGAGAAGAACAGAGAGGCCGUGGUCCAGCUGACUGUGCAGUACAGGAUGAACAGUAAAAUCAUGUCCUUGAGUAACCACCUGACCUACGAGGGGAAGCUGGAGUGCGGGUCCGACAGAGUGGCCAACGCGGUGAUCAGCCUUCCUGCCUUGAAAGACGUGAAGCUGGAACUGGAAUUUUACGCCGAUUAUUCCGAAAAUCCUUGGCUGGCCGCAGCGUUUGAGCCAAGCAAUCCUGUUUGUUUUCUUAAUACUGACAAGGUUCCAGCACCAGAACAAGUCGACAAAGGAGGCGUGAGCAAUAGGACAGAAGCCAAACUCAUUGUUUUCCUCACUUCCAUAUUUAUCAAGGCCGGAUGCCACCCCGGCGACAUUGGGAUCAUCGCCCCGUACCGGCAGCAGCUGAAGAUCAUCACCGACUUUCUGUCCCAGAGUUCUCUGGGGAUGGUCGAAGUGAACACGGUGGACAAGUACCAGGGGAGAGACAAGAGCAUCAUCCUGGUGUCUUUUGUCAGGAAUAAUAAGGACGGGACUCUGGGUGAACUCCUGAAGGACUGGCGGCGCCUCAACGUGGCUAUUACCAGGGCCAAGCAUAAGCUGAUCCUCCUGGGGGGCCUGUCUUCGCUCAGCCGCUACCCCCCCUUGAAGAAGCUGCUCCAGCAUCUCCAGUCGGAGAAGCUCGUCAUUGACCUUCCACCAGGAGAGCAAGACAGUCUUUGCCACAUCUUGAGUGAUUCUCAGAGAAGUUAACCUCAUCCUUCCAGCCUCAAGUUUUUCUGCUGACGCGAUCCUUUUUUCCUUCCCUGCUCAUGAUUUGGAUGGCAUAAGACAGUGCCGGAUUAGAC